CUGCGUCUUUACGCGCGGAGCUCCCCGCCGCUUCCCGCGCUCCUCUCUGGAUAUUUCCCGCCCUUUGCCGCGGCGAUGGACGACGACUUCCUGUCCCAGCUGCCCCCGUCCCUGUCCGGCGGGGCCCCCGAGGCUCCGGGCCCCAACGGCACCGCGGAGGAGGAGGAGGCGGGCUGGUGGGGUCCGGACGGCGCGGAGACGGUCCACCUGGCGGUGCGCUGCGUCAUGACCUCGGUCUACAUCCUCAUCAUCACCGUGGGGCUGCUGGGCAACAUCACGCUGGUCAAGAUCUUCAUCACCAACAGCGCCAUGCGCAGCGUGCCCAACAUCUUCAUCUCCAGCCUGGCGGCCGGAGACCUGCUGCUGCUGCUCACCUGCGUCCCGGUGGACGCCUUCCGCUACUUCUCCGAGGACUGGGUGUUCGGCCCGGCCGCCUGCAAGCUCAUACCCGUCAUACAGCUCACCUCGGUCGGCGUGUCAGUGUUCACGCUCACCGCGCUCAGCGCAGACAGGUACAAGGCGAUCGUGAACCCGAUGGACAUCCAGACGUCCAGCGCUGUCUUCUGGACGUGUCUGAAGGCCGUCUCCAUCUGGCUGCUGUCCGUCCUGCUGGCUGUCCCCGAGGCCGUCUUCUCCCAGCUCGUACACAUGCCGGGUCACAGGGACCACAGUAACGUGACCUUUGUGAACUGCGUGCCGUACCCGUUGUCCAAUCAGAUGCAUCCUAAGAUCCACUCUGUGAUGAUCUUCCUGGUCUACUUCCUGGUUCCUCUGACCAUCAUCUCCGUUUACUACUACCACAUCGCCAGGACGCUGAUCAAGAGCGCCCACGACAUGCCGGGGGAGGUCAGCGAGCACACCAAGAGACAGAUGGAGACGAGGAAGCGGCUGGCGAAGAUCGUCCUGGUCUUUGUGGGCCUGUUCGCCCUCUGCUGGUUCCCCAACCACGUUCUCUACAUGUACCGUUCCUUCCACUACCACCAGAUGGACCUGUCUCUGGCCCACCUGGUCAUCACGCUGCUGGCCCGCGUCCUCAGCUUCUCCUCCUCCUGCGUCAACCCCUUCGCCCUCUACCUGCUCAGCGAGAGCUUCCGCCGCCACUUCAACAGUCAGCUGCGAUGUGGCAGGAGUCCUCGCCCCGAGCGCCAGGCCAGCUACCUGCACAGCACCUCCCACAUCCGCCUCACCUCCAUCAAGAAGACGACGGCCAACGCCGCCGUGGUCGCUCCGGCCGCCAACGGCAACUCCAGCAGACAGGAAGUGGCUCUGUGAGGGUGUUUGAGCCUGAAGAAGAAGGCCAGGAGACGAGUCCUGGGGCCCGCCGGAGACUCUGUGAAGCUCCAACGAUUGUACCAGCUGCUCCUUUCACUCCGGACUUCAUCUUCUACAUCCUGAACCCGGCAAACCAAACAAAAAGUGCCUCUUGGAAAUACAAAGUUCCCACAUCAAAGGAAAAGUGUUUUCUACAGCCACAGUGUUUGCUCAAAGUGUUCUUCAGCUGUCGGAGAAAAAAGUCAAACAUUGUUCUUCAGGUGUUGGACGAAAAGGUCAAACAGUGUUCUUCAGGUGUUGGAGAAAAGGUCAAACAGUGUUCUUCAGGUGUCGGACGA
This is a messenger RNA of Centropristis striata (black sea bass), 1610 nucleotides long. RefSeq names its product neuromedin B receptor (gene nmbr). The coding region runs from base 76 to 1272 and encodes 398 amino acids. Gene Ontology annotation, cellular component: membrane. Gene Ontology annotation, molecular function: bombesin receptor activity. The record is from RefSeq and is a predicted model, not a curated record. Gene Ontology annotation, biological process: bombesin receptor signaling pathway. NCBI's taxonomy places the organism in Eukaryota, Metazoa, Chordata, Actinopteri, Perciformes, Serranidae. The transcript has 6 exons.